UAGAGGGGAUAGCGAUAUAAGCAGACCACGGACAUUGUGUCCGUGAAGCAGACUUAUCGUGUUGAUCCUUGUCAGUUCUCAGUUUAUCAGAAGUCUCAUUGCGUGUGGCACAGUGGAAUAAUUGAUGAUAAAUAGACUUUUUAAAUAUCGCACGUUCACGUCUUUGAGUCGUAUAAAACAACAGCAAACCUAUAAGUUUUUUCCAAAAUCGUUUUGUAUUAUUCAUCGGGAACAAUUAAGCACGAUGGUGAAAGCAAAGAAAUACGUCGUAGUUAAACAUUUCGAAGGUGAACCAAAACCAACAGAUUUACAAUUGGUCGAGGAAGACUUACCAGCUCUUCAGAAUGGAGAAUUCCUUGUUCAGGCAGAGUACCUUUCUGUUGAUCCUUACAUGCGUCCUUAUAUUUUAAGAUACCCGUUAGGUAUUACAAUGAUCGGCGGACAAGUGGCUAAAAUUAUUGAAUCAAAGAAUCCCGAUUAUCCAGUUGGAAAAAGGAUUGUUGCCUACUUGGGAUGGAGGACACAUACAGUUGUUAAUUUACAGACAUUCUCUAAAGGAGAUUUUGUAUCACAAAGACCCUAUCUCUUACCUGAUAUAGGGGAUCUUUCACCGUCGUUAGGUUUAGGAGUUUUAGGAAUGCCAGGAAAUACAGCAUACUUUGGACUUCUAGAGAUUUGCAAGCCAAAACAAGGUGAAACUCUUGUCGUAAGUGGAGCUGCAGGAGCUGUUGGUUCUCAUGUUGGUCAAAUAGGAAAAAAUGUUUUUGGACUGAAUGUUGUUGGUAUUGCUGGCUCCGAUGAUAAAUGUAAAUGGCUUGUUAACGAGUUUCAUUUCGACUCUGCUAUUAAUUAUAAAACAGACAAUAUUGCAGCUGCAUUAAGAAAAGCUGCACCAAAAGGAGUUGAUUGCUAUUUUGAUAAUGUUGGGGGAGAUAUUUCCACUACAGUUAUGUAUCAAAUGAAACCUUUUGGUCGGGUGGCUGUGUGUGGAAGCAUUUCUUCAUACAACUCUGACGCUUCGUCUUUGCCAAAAACAACUAUUCUCCAACCAGCUAUUGUGUUUAAUCAAUUAAAAAUAGAAGGUUUCAUUGUGCAACGUUGGGGUGAUCGUUGGUUAGAAGGCAUGAAGAAAAAUCUGCAAUGGAUAAGAGAAGGAAAACUUCAACAUCAAGAAACUGUUACAAAAGGAUUUGAAAAUAUGUUUGAUGCAUUUGUUGGCAUGUUACAGGGUAAAAAUAUUGGUAAAGCUGUUGUUCAAGUUUGAGGAAAAAUAUUUAUUUGGAAAAAUAUGAUGUUUUUAAUAAUAUCAUUAUAUAUCUUUUAA
This is a messenger RNA of Hylaeus anthracinus, 1324 nucleotides long. Its product is annotated as prostaglandin reductase 1-like. Gene Ontology annotation, molecular function: 15-oxoprostaglandin 13-reductase [NAD(P)+] activity; 2-alkenal reductase [NAD(P)H] activity. Lineage: Eukaryota; Metazoa; Arthropoda; Insecta; Hymenoptera; Colletidae. The transcript is spliced from 5 exons. The coding region runs from base 125 to 1264 and encodes 379 amino acids. Gene Ontology annotation, biological process: prostaglandin metabolic process. The record is from RefSeq and is a predicted model, not a curated record. Gene Ontology annotation, cellular component: cytoplasm.